AUGGAGACCUGUGAGAGCAUGCCCUCUGGAAAUCAGCAGGAGAACGAGAACUACGGAGAACCAGCUGUAACAAAGCUUGUCAUGGAAAACACAACUCAGGUGAAAACUCCGAAGACCAUAUCUUCUUUCCAGAAGGCAGAUCAUUCUGAACAUCUAGCCUCAGAAUCGGUGUCUAUGUCAGAAUCAAAGAAAACUGAAUGUUCUGACUGUGGGAGAAUUUGCAAAUGCCAUUCACAGUUAGACAUAGAUGCCAAACUACAUAAAGGAGACAAAUGCAUGGAAUGUGGAAGCAAUUUUAGUCCAUGUGAUCAUCUACAUUCACAUCAGAGAACACACACAGAAGAGAAACCUUAUCAAUGUAUGGAUUGUGGAAAGACCUUCGGUUUUAGCAGCAAUCUGCGUCGCCAUCAAAUGAUCCACACGGGAAAGAAGCCACAUGAAUGCACGGAAUGUGGGAAGUGCUUCAGGGAGAGUGCACAUCUGCGUAGCCAUCAAAGGACCCACACAGGAGAAAAGCCGUAUAAAUGCAUGGAGUGUGGAAAGAGUUUCCGUGAUCGUCAACCAUAUAAUUACCAUCUAAAGACUCACACAGGGGAGAAACCAUACAAGUGCGUGGAAUGUGGAAAGAGCUUCGUUCAGAGGGCACAACUGCAUUGCCAUCAGAGGAUUCACACAGGAGAGAAGCCAUAUAAAUGCAUGGAGUGUGGAAAGUGCUUCAGGGAGAGUGGAAGUUUUCGUUCCCAUCAAAGGACCCACACAGGGGAGAAGCCAUAUAAAUGCAUGGAGUGUGGAAAGAGUUUCAGUGAUAGUGGAACAUAUCAUACACAUCUAAGGACACACACAGGAGAAAAACCAUAUACAUGCAUGGAAUGUGGAAAGAGCUUCAUUCGGAGGGCACAUCUGUCUUGCCAUCAGAGGACUCACACAGGAGAGAAACCACAUAAAUACAUGGAGUGUGAAAAGAGCUUCAGUGAUAAUCAAACAUGUAUUAACCUUCUAGAGAGUCACUCAGAGGAGAAAAGUAUUGAUGCUGGGAAGAGGCCAUAUAAAUGCAUGGACUGUGGAAAGAAUUUCCGUCGGAGCGCACAUCUCCAUAGCCAUCAAAGAAUACACACAGGAGAGAAGCCAUAUAAAUGCAUGGAAUGUGGAAAGAGCUUCCGCGAUUCUUCAACACAUUAUAAACAUCUAAGGAUACACACAGGAGAAAAACCAUAUAAAUGUAUAGAAUGUGGAAAGAGGUUUGGUGAUGGCGCACAACUUCGUAUGCAUCAAACAACACACACUGGGGAAAAGCCAUAUAAAUGCAUAGAAUGUGGAAAGAGUUUCAGUCGGAUUCGAACUCUGCGCCUCCAUCAAAGAAUACACACAGGAGAGAAGCCAUACAAAUGCAUGGAAUGUGGAAAGAGCUUCCGUGUUAGUGUAACAUAUACUCAACAUCUAAGGAUUCACACAGGAGAGAAGCCAUAUAAAUGCAUUGAAUGUGGAAGGAGCUUCCGUGUUAGUGGAUCAUAUAAUUACCAUCUAAAGACCCACACAAAGGAGAAGCAAUUUAAAUACAUGGAAUAUGAAGAAAGCUUCAGUGAUAGUGGAUCAUAUAAUAAUCUAAAGACCCUCACAGGGGAGGAGCCACGUCAAUGCAUAGAAUGUGGAAAGAGCUUUAGUGAUAAUGCAUCAUAUAAUAAUCAUGUAAGGACCCAUGUAGAGGAGAAACCACAUCAAUGUAUGGAAUGUGGGAAGUGUUUCCGUCGGAGUGAACAUCUGCGUUCCCAUCAAAGGACCCACACAGGGGAAAAGCCAUAUACAUGCAUUGAAUGUGGAAAGAGUUUCAGGUGGAGUGGGCAACUGCGUUGCCAUCAAAUAUCCCACACAGGGGUGAAGCCAUAUCAAUGCAUGGAAUGUGGAAAACGUUUCAGUGAUAGUGGAUCAUAUAAGCAGCAUGUAAGGAUCCACACAGGGGAGAAGCCAUACCAAUGCAUGGAAUGUGGAAAGAAAUUCAGUCGAAAGGCACAUGUGCAGUCCCAUCAAAUGACACACACAGGAGAGAAGCCAUAUAUGUGCAUGGAAUGUGGAAAGAGUUUCAGGUGGAUUAAGCAGCUGAAUUGCCAUCAAAUAUCCCACACGGGAGAAAAGCCAUAUAAAUGCAUGGAAUGUGGAAAGAGUUUCACUGAUCCUGGGUCAUACAGUAAUCAUCUAAUGGCUCAUACAGGGGAGAAACCAUAUAUGUGCAUCGAAUGUGGGAAGGCCUUCAGCAGGAUUACCUCAUGUUGCAAACAUCUAUUGACUCACUUAGAUGAAACCACGUGAAUGUAUGGAAAGUGGAAUGGAAUUCAGGGGAAAUGUUCAUUUAGUUCCUAGUUCAUUAGAAUUUACCACCUUUGAUAUUCCACAAAAUGGCAAACCCAUUUCUCAUAUUUUGUGAAUUGGACUACUGCUCCCCCUAAUAAAUCUUGAUAUUUUCCCCAUGUCUGUAUUUUUAUAAUGACACUGAAUGGCACCUACA
Anolis sagrei ordinatus is the source of this 2500-nucleotide messenger RNA. Its product is annotated as zinc finger protein 91-like. The record is from RefSeq and is a predicted model, not a curated record. Gene Ontology annotation, molecular function: DNA-binding transcription factor activity; RNA polymerase II cis-regulatory region sequence-specific DNA binding. Gene Ontology annotation, biological process: regulation of transcription by RNA polymerase II. NCBI's taxonomy places the organism in Eukaryota, Metazoa, Chordata, Lepidosauria, Squamata, Anolidae.